UGGAAAUGGCAUGAAAGUAUUAUUUAUUUUUAUGGAUUUACAAAAAAUCCAGAUACUUUGAAAUAUAUGGCAGUGAUGGAUUAUGCAAAUAAAGGAUUAUGUCAACCUGUAAAAUCAUUUUUGAAAAAAUAUGAUAUUUAUGGUGUUAUACCAUUUAUGGCGCCUGAAGUUUUAAGAGGCAAAUCUUAUACUCCAGCUAGUGAUAUAUAUAGUUUUCCUAUUAUUAUGUGGGAAUUUACAUUUGGAAUACCACCAUUUAAUAAUAGAGCACAUGAUCUUCAUCUUAGUUUAAGUAUUUGUAAGGGUGAACGUCUUGAAAUUAUUGAAAAUACUUCCCAAUGCUAUGUAGAUUAA
Messenger RNA from Rhizophagus irregularis DAOM 181602=DAOM 197198, 354 nucleotides. NCBI's taxonomy places the organism in Eukaryota, Fungi, Glomeromycota, Glomeromycetes, Glomerales, Glomeraceae. The record is from RefSeq and is a predicted model, not a curated record.